AUGUCACGAAACUCCCUAAGAUUCGUCAAACUGAUUCGCUCUCUCUCCACCGAACCAUCUCGCCCCCAAAAAAUCAACCGCAUAGCAGACGAGCUUUUCAGCCUCAACAGAUUCGAACGGCACGACUUCACCGUCCUAUGGCGACUCAAAAUGGGCCUAGACCGUUACGGUAGUGCUCCAGUCGCCGGCGGCCUUGGUCCAUUGGGCUCAGCCGCGUCCGGCCCCGCCGCUGCAGAUGCAACCGCCGCUCCUGCGGAGAAGACGGCUUUCGAUAUUAAGCUUGAGAAGUAUGAUGCUGCGGCGAAGAUUAAGAUAAUUAAGGAGGUUAGGUCUUUUACUGAUUUGGGGUUGAAGGAAGCUAAGGAAUUGGUUGAGAAGUUUCCGUGUGUUCUGAAGAAGGGGGUUACUAAGGAUGAGGCGAAUCCUAUUAUUGAGAAGCUUAAGGAAUUGGGUGCCACUGUUGUACUUGAAUGA
Vicia faba (fava bean) is the source of this 474-nucleotide messenger RNA. The record is from the annotation of a GenBank genome assembly. NCBI's taxonomy places the organism in Eukaryota, Viridiplantae, Streptophyta, Magnoliopsida, Fabales, Fabaceae.